GUCAGUACCAACCUCCGAGCAGCAGACACACCAACAUAGACCCUGACCGACACCAGCUCCGCCCGCAGCAGGAUGCCCGGGGGAAAGAGAGGGCUGGUGGCACCGCAGAACACUUUUCUGGAGAACAUCGUCCGGCGAUCAAGUGAGACCAGCUUCCUCCUGGGAAACGCCCAGAUCGUGGAGUGGCCUGUAGUUUACAGCAAUGACGGAUUCUGCAAGCUGUCUGGCUUCCACAGGGCUGAGGUCAUGCAGAAGAGCAGCACAUGCAGUUUUAUGUACGGAGAGCUGACGGACAAGAAGUCCAUCGACAAAGUCAGACAGACGUUCGACAACUAUGAGUCCAACUGCUUCGAAAUCCUGCUGUACAGAAAGAACAGAAGUCCAGUGUGGUUCUACAUGCAAGUGGCUCCCAUCAGGAACGAGAACGACAAAGUGGUUCUGUUCCUCUGCACCUUUAAGGACAUCACUCUCUUCAAGCAGCCUAUUGAAGACGAAACCACUAAAGGAUGGACCAAGUUUGCGCGGCUGACUCGGGCGCUCACCAACAACCGCAACUCGCUGCCCAAGCUGGCUCCCAUAGACAAACAUGAAGUCAGCCACAAACAGUCCAGACUGGCAGAGGUCUUGCAGCUAAACUCCGACAUCCUCCCGCAGUACAAGCAGGAAGCCCCCAAGACGCCUCCGCACAUCAUCCUCCACUACUGCACCUUCAAGACCACCUGGGACUGGGUCAUCCUCAUCCUCACCUUUUACACGGCCAUCAUGGUGCCCUACAACGUCUCGUUCAAGACCAAGCAGAACAACAUCGUGUGGCUGGUGCUGGACAGCGUGGUGGACGUCAUCUUCCUGGUGGACAUCGUCCUCAACUUCCACACCACCUUCGUGGGGCCCGGCGGCGAGGUCAUCUCCGACCCCAAGCUCAUCCGCAUGAACUACCUGAAGACCUGGUUUGUCAUCGACCUGCUGUCCUGCCUGCCGUACGACAUCAUCAACGCCUUCGAGAACGUGGAUGAGGGCAUCAGCAGUCUGUUCAGCUCCCUGAAGGUGGUCCGCCUACUGCGUCUGGGCCGGGUGGCCCGGAAACUGGACCACUACCUGGAGUACGGCGCUGCCGUCCUGGUCCUGCUGGUGUGCGUGUUCGGACUGGUGGCUCACUGGCUUGCCUGCAUCUGGUACAGCAUCGGAGACUACGAGGUCAUCGACGAGGCCACCAACACCAUCAAGAUGGACAGCUGGCUCUACCAGCUGGCUCUCAGCAUCGGAUCACCUUACCGCUACAACGCCAGCGGUUCCGGCCAAUGGGAGGGCGGCCCCGGCAAGGACUCUCUGUACAUCACCUCGCUGUAUUUCACCAUGACCAGCCUGACGACCAUCGGGUUCGGCAACAUCGCGCCCACCACCGACGGGGAGAAGAUCUUCUCCGUGGCCAUGAUGAUGGUGGGAUCUCUGCUCUACGCCACCAUCUUUGGAAAUGUGACCACCAUCUUUCAGCAGAUGUACGCCAACACCAACCGCUACCACGAGAUGCUCAACAACGUCAGGGACUUCCUAAAGCUCUACCAGGUUCCCAAAGGGCUGAGUGAGCGGGUGAUGGACUACAUCGUCUCCACCUGGUCCAUGUCCAAAGGCAUCGACACAGAGAAGGUCUUAUCCAUCUGUCCCAAGGACAUGCGGGCCGACAUAUGUGUCCACCUCAACAGGAAGGUGUUCAACGAACAUCCAGCGUUCCGGUUAGCCAGCGACGGCUGCCUGCGCUCCCUUGCGGUGGAGUUUCAGACCACCCACUGCGCCCCCGGAGACCUGAUCUUCCACGCCGGAGAGAGCGUGGACACGCUGUGCUUCGUUGUGUCAGGGUCACUGGAGGUCAUACAGGACGACGAGGUUAUCGCCAUCUUAGGUAAAGGCGACGUGUUUGGAGACGUCUUCUGGAAGGAAACCACCCUGGCUCACGCGUGCGCUAACGUCCGAGCGCUAACGUACUGCGACCUCCACGUCAUCAAGAGGGAAGCCUUGCUCAAGGUGCUGGAGUUUUACACGGCCUUCGCCAACUCCUUCUCCCGCAACCUCAUCCUCACCUGCAACCUGCGCAAGCGGAUAAUCUUCCGCAAGAUCAGUGAAGUGAAGAAGGAGGAAGAGGAGAGGCAGCGAGCAAAGAAUGAGGUGCAGCUCACCAUCCCGCAGGACCAUCCCGUCCGGAAGCUUUUCCAGAAGUUCAAGCAGCAGAAGGAGCUCCGCAACCAGGGAGCAGCGGCCGGCUCGCAGCUGGACGUGGAGAAGAACCAGCUGCAGGUGGAGCAGCACCACCACCAGCACCUGCACCCCCACAGCUUGCAGCUGGGCCACUCCAGCCUGCAGCACUCCCUGCCCCUCAGCCUGCAUCGCGCCCCCUCCUCAUUGCAGAACGGGGCUCCGCCCAGCAGCAGCGUUCUGACCGUGUCUCAGGUGACGCCCAUGCACAGCUCGCUGGCGUACAGCCAUCCUGGCGAGCCUCCCGCCAAACAGAACAACUGUGAUAUCAUGGAGUUGCAGCCCAGUUCUGCUGGAGGUGGAGGUGAGCAGACUGUCAGGCUCAAAGUCAGCACCAGCCCUGCGCAGGCGAAGCCGGCCGUCAAAGCCAGCGGCUGGAUGCGCCUGAAAAACAACACGGCUCCAGUGGAGGCCAGGAAGGAGGGGCUUAACAACAACGUCAAGGCUGUUUCCGUGGAGAUGCUCUCUCAGGAGGGUAAAGGUCAGGAAGCAGGAGGAGGUGGAGACAUAGAGGAGGGCGGGGUGUCCAGCAACAAUCCGCUCCGCAAGACGGACUCCUGCGACAGCGGCAUCACCAAGAGUGAGCUGCGGAUCGACCGGGCGGGGGAGGCUCGGACCCCCGCUGCGGUCACCCCCGUCCUCCACAGCCCCGUCCCCGGAGGAGCGGGGUCCCCUCACCCUUUCUGCCCCAUCCCAGAGCAGGCCCUGCAGGCCGCGCUGCACGAGACCCGGCUGGAGCUCCGGGAGGACAUACAGACUCUGGGAGGCCGUCUGGGCGCCCUGGAGAUUCAGGUAGCUGAAAUUAUCAAACUGCUCUCGGACAAGAAGCGGCCGUCCACGGGGGCGCUGUCCGCCUCCACCACACCCAAAACCAAAAUACAACGUCAGGACAUUUUCACCGUUUCUAGGCCUGUUUCUCCAGACUCUGAGAGGGACGACGGGCUCUGAAGAGAGCUUCACCAGUGGUGUAGGGAGUGCACUGGAACAUGCAGUGAUCACAUGGCACAUUGUUCUGCUGGGAUCACGAUCAGCAGUUUGAAGGCACCGGUUACGCCACUGGUCUUGAUCCUCGGAGUUAAAAGACUGGCUUCUUUAACAUUUGCACACUAACUUUUAUCUGCAGGUCAUGUGAGAGUGCACACUCCACAGUGACCUGGAUCCCGUUUUUGUGAUUGUACAUACCUCUCUAUGCAUGUCCAGCUGGAUUCUGGCCUGCCAAAGAAACAACUACUGAACGUACUUAUUGCCUGUAUAUUAUGCAGUUGACUGCAUGCAAAUGGAAUUUAAAGAGAACUGACAUUUUAUUAGCUACACUGUACAUAUAAAUAUUUUUCAUUGAUAAUUUACUAUGUGGACAUUCAGGGUUUGCAUACUGGUAGCACUAUAAACGUUGAAUAACAAAAUGGUUUACUGGCAAAGGGAUUGUGCAUGGAUUAUUUAUAAAUAGAGAAAUGGAAAGGGAUGGAGGGGUUUUCCUUUGCCUGUGAGAUGAAAAGUUUGAUUCUGCUCUCGCCCUCUAAGAACACAGAUUCCCAAAUGUGAUGAAGAAGCAUCACUUAACACAUGAAGGGGAUUUUCUGGUAUGUUUUUAUAUUAAUUAUCAAUUUUGCUUCUUAUAAUAUUAAUAAUAAUAAUAAUAAUAAUAAUAAUAAUUUCUAUUUUUGAUGACUAAAAUGUCCUUGGCCUCAGUUUGAUGUCGGGUAAACACUUAAAUGGUUAUUUUGUUAGAAUCGUCCUUGUGUCUAUGCAUCGCUCGGGUACGCCGCUAGAAUAUACUGAUUAUACCUUUUUACCAUGAAGGAUGUUUCUUCUCUUUCUUUGUUCCAUUCCUCUGCAUGAAUCAGGGAUGGCAGAAUGCACUUUGGGUAAAGCUCGGUCGACAAGGACGCUUUGGGGAAAUAACACGGAGUUUAGUUCACGUAAAGGUUCACUCUCAGCACAGUGACAUGUAAUCCCACAGCCCCAGCGCCACACACGUCUUAACCAGCGAGCGUCGCACUGAAGCCCGCUCUGAAUUCCACUAACGACAGCAGCUUCGCAUCAAAAAGCUCGAAAUACUGUACUUUUUAUGAUAUCUGUUUUCUAAAUCUGCAUGCAAAGGAGCAGUUUUAUGCUCCAGAGUGCAUCUAUAUAUAUAUAUAUAUAUAUACACAUAUAUAUAAAUAUAUAUUUGUGUGUGUGUGUGUGUGUGUGCAAGAGCUGACACACACUUCAUGCACACACAUGCACAGUGCGCUGGCGUCUCUUGACGUGAACCCUGACGGCCCAGAGACACUUUGUCUUCACAGAAAGGCAGAUCAGUCGGUUUUGUCAGAAGUCAAGGUUUUUCAGGUGUCGUGAGAUUCAGACGCCUCGCCCUGCAGCGCAGCAGCACACACACACACACACACACACACACACACACACACACACACACACACACACACACACACACACACACACGGAGGAUCAUAUUUAAAAUGGCAGAUUAUUGAGAAUAAGGCAGAUGGAGGGUAGCCAUCAUGGAAGCUUGAAAUAGUUUUAAUGACUAGAUUCAUGUCAUUAAUGUUUAUUAUCCACAAUGUGAGUGAGCGGACAGGUGACAGAAAAGGGUCAGUGACUCCUGACAUGCCUUCAGGUGGCUGUGUUAGCGUUUGUCAUUAGCUCUUUGAUAAACUAACAGCUUGUUGGACUUCUUCUCUCGUCUGUAUUAGACAGUCAGCAGUAGAGAGAUGACAGACGAGGAGGGGAGAGAGACGGGCAUGGUCCCCUAACGGACGCAAAUCAAGGAUGUUGCUGUUCACGGUCAGCUGGUGAUGCAAAUCAGACAUUUAAAAGAUGAAGGGGAUCAGAUAUUUCUGCUUACCUUUCAGUCUAAUGCCAGGAGCAGAGUGCAGAAAUGGCCCCAAUAGAUUUAAUCUGUGUCAUACUGAAGUGUGUCAAUACUUCAAAUGCCCCCGAUAGAAGACGAGUAUAUCAGAAUAUAUUUGCCCUCUUUAACUAGUUUCACAGCCUCUGCGAUGUCCUGCAUGACAAUGGAUGCCAGGGAUGUUGACAUCCCUGAUCCAGGAAGUCUAUACGCCGAGAUAUGCUGCAAAGAAUGAUUGAUUUAUGCUAAGUGUACUCCUGCAGAGGACACGUCUAUGUGCACAAAUAUUUACUAUUCUAAAUGGUCACACUUGGAAGGUGGGGCAAAAAGCCCCAGAGAGAGAGAGGAGGGGCACGCCAUCAAUCGUACAAAUAAACGUGCAAACUCCAGUCAGUUGUUCCUGUGUGAAGAAUAAAACAAAUAUAGUGAGAGAGAAGUUAAAACCCCGCCUGCCUUCUCAUCUCUGCGUUUGAAUCAUGGCGUCCCCUCGACCCUGGCUGCACGUCAUGCAGGCCUAAAGUUAACCUAUCUCCAAUCUAAGGCGUCAUGAUCACAUAAUCUCUCACUGUGAGCGUUUCCAAAGAGAAACAUUGUGUAUUCUGAUCCCAGUAUACAGUAGAUGGAUGUGAAGAGAGAGAAUAAAAAAGUAUCUGGCUCUCAAAACUUCCCACCAAACCAUUUACUGCUCUGGAAUUUAAACAUCUAUUUUCCUUCAAGUCCAUCAUGAUUCAGAUUUGUCUCUCCGCUAUCAUCGGACUGGAAAAGGAUGAAGAUUAAUAACUUUGUAAUGCUAAUUGGCAUAAAAUCACACCAGCUGAAGAUGAGAUUAGACACGAGAGUGCUGUCGCUAUAUGCUAAUCAGGUUUUGCUUUUGGAACAUUCUUUGAAAGAAUACAGUUUUAAUGGCUUCCGCUGUGCCGCUUUAUUUAAAUGUGCGUUUCAUCCCGUGCACAUGAGCCUGUUUUCUGUACCAGCCUGCUUUUUACAUUUCCACUUGUUCUCUGUGCUGUUGGCCACUGAGCGGAUCCCCUGCAAGAAUCAGGGGCAAGUGCCUUGCUCAGUGACACGGCAGCAGCAGCGGUUUCAGGCCACCUGGCCUCCGACCAUGAAUGCUGAAAUUGAGCUAUUAGAGGAUUUCGAUGAUGGCUACCACUGUACCCGUGUAGAGCGGCACAUACAUUCCAGUAUGCUUCGUAUCUCUUUAUCUAACAGACAUGUCACUCUUAUGGAAUAUCACGCAAAGCUAUGCAACAGUUGAUUCUCUUACAGCUGUGAAGACGCUGAUUCUGAUGGACCUUUAUCGUCAUAUAGCAUAUAGUCUCAAUAGAUUGCAAAUAUAUCUGUCUGAGGGAUGGGGCAUCUGUUUGCAUGUGUACAUAAGAUGUUAGUUAUUUAUAUCCAACAACCAAACAUGACACCUACACUUAGCAAAUGAUGGGAAACAGUCAGAGGCUGAACCGGGAUGACUCAGACUUUUCAUGGGUCAAACUCUGGAGCUCCGAAACGAAUGACCAACUUCCCGUUAGCUUCACUCAGAUUUUAGAUUUAUGCCAACAUGCUAAUUUGCUAACAACCUGCUAAAUAUCCAAGUUCAUAUAGAAAGUUAACAGGCUUUGAAU
Molecule: messenger RNA, 6714 nt
Organism: Cottoperca gobio
Lineage: Eukaryota; Metazoa; Chordata; Actinopteri; Perciformes; Bovichtidae
Gene: kcnh5b
Product: potassium voltage-gated channel, subfamily H (eag-related), member 5b
Exons: 13
Coding region: 73-3195 (1040 amino acids)
Biological process (GO): regulation of membrane potential; potassium ion transmembrane transport
Cellular component (GO): voltage-gated potassium channel complex; plasma membrane
Molecular function (GO): voltage-gated potassium channel activity
Source: RefSeq, a predicted model, not a curated record